Phalacrocorax carbo (great cormorant) is the source of this 4105-nucleotide messenger RNA. Lineage: Eukaryota; Metazoa; Chordata; Aves; Suliformes; Phalacrocoracidae. The record is from RefSeq and is a predicted model, not a curated record.
GGCUGCGGCGGAGCUGCCGGCGCGGCAAGGAGCGCCACGGGGACGCGGCACCGCCGGUGCCCGGCGCCGCCGGCCGCCAUGGGGGAACAACCCAUCUUCAGCACCCGAGCUCACGUCUUCCAGAUUGACCCAAACACUAAGAAGAACUGGGUUCCCACCAGCAAGCAUGCUGUUACUGUGUCCUACUUCUAUGACAGCACAAGAAAUGUCUACAGGAUAAUCAGUUUGGAUGGCGCAAAGGCAAUAAUAAAUAGCACUAUCACCCCCAACAUGACAUUUACUAAAACAUCCCAGAAGUUUGGCCAGUGGGCAGACAGCAGGGCAAAUACAGUCUAUGGUUUGGGAUUUUCAUCUGAACAUCACCUUUCAAAAUUUGCUGAAAAAUUUCAGGAAUUCAAAGAAGCUGCACGACUAGCAAAGGAAAAAUCCCAAGAAAAGAUGGAGCUAACAAGUACACCCUCUCAAGAAUCAGCUGGAGGAGAUAUUCAGUCUCCUUUAACGCCAGAAAGUAUUAACGGGACGGAUGACGAGAGAGCGACGCCAGAAGUGACGCAGAACUCAGAACCAAGGGCUGAACCAACCCAGAACGCAUUGCCGUUUACCCAUAGUUCGACAAUCAGCAAGCACUGGGAGGCAGAACUGGCCACGCUCAAGGGUAAUAAUGCUAAGCUCACAGCAGCCCUGCUGGAGUCCACUGCCAAUGUAAAACAAUGGAAACAACAACUUGCUGCGUAUCAGGAGGAAGCAGAACGUCUUCAUAAGCGGGUGACUGAGCUAGAGUGUGUGAGCAGUCAAGCCAAUGCAGUCCACACACAUAAAACAGAAUUAAACCAGACAAUACAGGAGUUAGAGUCUACACUGAAGAAAAAAGAAGAGGAAAUAGAAGGAUUGAAACAAGAAAUUGACAAUGCCAGAGAGCUCCAGGCACAGAGGGAUUCUCUGACCCAGAAGCUACAGGAAGUAGAAAUUCGAAACAAAGACCUGGAAGGCCAGCUGUCUGAUCUAGAGCAACGUCUGGAGAAAAGUCAGAAUGAGCAAGAAGCUUUUCGCAAUAACUUGAAGACACUUUUAGAAAUUCUUGAUGGAAAAAUAUUUGAACUAACAGAGUUACGAGAUAACUUGGCCAAGCUAAUAGAAUGCAGCUAAAGAAAAUGGGAUUUCAGUGCCAAUCAGCUUAAAGAUGCACUGUCUCUCUUCGUAGGACUGUGUUGGGCUCUGCAUCAAAGUUGCACAAAAUUAGAAAACGCUCCUCUGAGAGGGCUUCUUUUAAAUUUGAGUCUUAUUUCAAUGUAAAAUUUAGAACUCAACUUGUCGCUAGUUGAAGAGAAAAAUAACAAACAAAAAAACUUGAAUUACAAAUUACCUCCUUGUACAUUAUUGGCCAUAGAUAACUUGAAAGAUAUUAACAGUAAUUGAAUGCAAUCCUUUUCUAAUUAUCAGCGAUGGAAGAAUUAGCAGUGUCCCAGGUCACAUCCCCGUUUUGUGAUAAACACAAUAUAGGUUAUCUGCUGUUUUAUUUAUUUAAGAUAUUUAAUUGCUGUGUUUUGUGCAAGAGCUUAGUGAUGACAGCCCUGUAUUUUGUUGUUCUUAAUAAUUUCUCAGGAUACUUUGCACUGUGGAGAAGCAGUGCCAUUACCAAUUUAUUCUUGCCAGGAGUGAGAGAGAGUUGCAUCUUUAAUUGAAACAAAGUUACUAUACCUGCUUGUAUAAAGUUCUUCCUUUGGGGGUUUUUUUUGGGUUGGUUGGUUGGUUGUUUUUUGGUUUAGGUUUUUUUUUUUAAUAUAUAUAUAUAUAUACACACACUGGAAGAUAACGUAUUUCUUUAUGGAGCUUACUCUGGUGUUCUACAAUAUUGUCCAAUGUAAGGUUUACUUUUUCAUAUGGAUUCCUUGUAAUUACAGUGAGAUACUAUCUUCCACUUAAUUAUAUUUUGAAGCCAACCAAUGAUGGAAGGUGAGUCCCCCAGGAAAAAGGAAAAAAAAAAAAAAAGCCAAAAACACCCUGAGAACUUUAAAUGUAAAAUUUGACAGGCACAGAUAACAAGGAAUAGCCAGUCGUUUGUUUUCUGGCCUUGAUGGAUAUAUCAAAUUUGUAUGUUCAAUUAACUGUUAACCUGUUCUGCAGGACACUUUUUCAGAAUGUCACAUGACUUUCAGGUUUUGUGAAUAAUGGCUUAUGGGAAGCACUCUUUUAUUACAGAUUGCAUUAAGGGCAUAGAGCAAUUGCAAGGGAUUACUCGUAUACUGAACUUGUCCAGCCAAGAAGGCUGUUUCUAUAAGUUUUGUUGUCAUAGCAAAUUGAAAUGGAGACAUGUUUACUCUUUUAUGGGUCUUCAUAACACAUCUUUAUUGAAACUACACCAGGCAAUAUUCUGAACUGUUAACUAAAUGUUUAAAAACAGGAAAUUUAGUUCAGUUAUCCUCAGUGAGCAGGUUUUAAAGUUGUUUUGAUGUAAUUUUAACAGACUUUUGGCAAACACACAUUUCUUUAUAUAAUAGAUUUAUUUAAAAAAAAACUCUUUGAAAGGUAAGCCAAGUGUCAUGUGUCUUGCAUCAAAGUACAUUCUUGCCAUAAAUUGCUUGUAAUGUUGAAGAGGGCAUUUUUAAAAUGUAUGAAUGAGUGUCAGACUUCAGAGUCAAAAGAUGCACGGACCUUUUGUUUGCUCCCCAAAUUAAUUUGAAUGUUAAACUUGAAAUUUAGCUGCUUAUUAAAUUUGUACCACACAAUUUUCUCCACUUAGAGACUGCUAUUGAAAACUAGAAAAGAUAAGUUUGUUUUCAUGUGUGUAUAUACCAUAUAAUACACACAGGUUCUAAUUUAUAUUAGAAAUACAUGCUUUAUUUCUAGGAUACCAUUUUUUUUCUUUACCAGUGAUUUAUCAGGUCUCCUCUGACUAGUCAGGAAAAUGGUUUAGGUCAAAUGCUAAACCGUCAUGUAUUAUAUGGUAUGUAAUGUACACAAUGUUUAAGUUUUCUCCAUAUUUUUAGGGUGUUUUCUCACUUAUUUUGUUUAUUGAAGGGGUGGGGGGAGCUUGGUUCAGCGUGAUGCUGGUUGAAAACUUUGUGGUGAACUACAUGUUUUUCAUUCAACAGAUUUUAGAUGGUGGUGUGUGUUAUCUUCAUCAGGUCCAGAUGAGCAGAUACAACCAAUUUUUAAUUUACCUGGGGAUGUUUUUGCCUGAUUCUCCUGUCACUUGAGCUGCUGUAAACCAGAUGUAUCAUGUGAUGUCAGCAACAUUCAGCUGGCACAACAUCUGUGGAAGUGCAAGGAGAAUCCGGCCUGUUAAUGCUCAGUGGACAUAAUAAGGAUGAAGAAAGAAUAAAAACACAGAAAGUUGAUGAUGGUAUAAAUGUAAUAUUAUUUUUAAUGAUAUUAUUAUUGACAUUUUUAAAGAUAUGAUGUCAUUUACAUGUGGGAAAAUAGUGGACAGAAUAAUUCCACUAAAAUUUUGUGAAUAUGUGUGGUACAUGAGUAUUUCUAUGUAUACGUACACACACAUAUGUAUAUACAGAACAUGGAAAAAUUUAGAUGUGCACAUUUUUAAUAUUUUCCUAUUGAAAUUAAAUUUAAAAUUGGAAAUUGAUAUUUGAGAAUUUCUUUUCUCAUAGAGUAGAUAUGCUUCAUUUCUUUUCUUUUUUUUAAAAUAAUACAAUUACUGAGUGCUGCACCUUUGAAUUCCCAAGUAGUUGCCAAACGUAAAUAUGGGAUAAGGUGGACAUACGUGCACAUAUAAAUAAAAGCCUAUUGCUAAGACUAUUUUUGAUGUUUAUGUACAGUAGGUGAGUGUUGAGAAAUUGUGACCUAAAGUUCAUACUUAGGUGGCUAUACCUACUGUAGCCUCUCCUCUUCUGUUUUAAGAUAAAAGUUUGCCUGUUUGCACCAUUACUUUCCCAGAGACACAUAUUAUACAUUGCAUCUAUCUUUGAUGAAACUGUGGGAAUAUGUAUAUAAGAAAAGAUUGUUGAGUACUAUAGCUUGAAAACAUGACCAUGAACUUGCACUGGAGGGGAGAUCAGUCACAUCGUGUGUAACUUGUUACAUGGCAACUACAGUCAUGGGGGAAAAAAAAAAAGGCAAAAAGAACUACCAAAACACCUAACAGAAA